AUGGCUGCCGCGAUCGAGGAAAAGCGCCGAGCAACAUCUGCUGCAGUUGCGGCAGUACAGGCUGGCGGAGGGAAGCGGCGCAUAACCGACUACUUGGAGGGAGAUGCCUCUGCGGCUAAGCGGGAUGCUCACGAGGGCCUUGCGCUGAUGUUUGCGGCCUGCAGAAUCCCGGAGGUCACCAUGGACCACCCGCUGUUCAUCAACGCCAUGCUGCUCGUCAACCGCACCGGCAACGGCUACGUCCCCCCCAGGAGGACUUUCAUUGGCGGGGCUGGACUGGUCGCUGUCCGCAAAGGGAUUGAGCAGGGGCUGGUGGGGAUUAAAUCGAGCUGGAAGAAGACGGGGGUAACAAUUGCGUCCGACAUGAUGACGGACAAAUGUGGGAGGGCGCAAGCGAACGUGCUUCUGAUCAACGACUCCGGCGCCGUCUUCAGGGAGGCGAUCGACUGCGGUAUGGAGCGGAAGACGGGGGGAUACAUAGCGGGGAUUCUGCAGCCGGUGGUGGAGGAGGUAGGACCAGAAAAUGUCGUCGCGUUUUGUAUGGAUGGGGGGUCGAACUAUGCCGUGGCUGUCCAGGAGCUGAUUGCCAAGUGGCCCCACAUUCAGCAGGUCCCUUGUGCCACGCAUGUGAUGGAUCUCCUCCUGGAGGACGUGGGAAAGAUGGGGUGGGCAAAAGGGGUGGUGGAUCGGACUGGGGAGAUGAGUUCGUUCGUUCGCAACCAUCAUUGGACGCGCGCUUACCUGAGGACCAAGGAGUUGGUGGAGGGGAAGGUGCUGCAGCCGCUGAAGCCAGCAGGAACACGGUUCGGGACACAAUACAUUGCUGUGUCCCGCCUUGCUUACCGAGGAUGUCAACAACAUCUGGACGAGGAUGAGCAGCAGCUGAGUAGCGCGGACAAGGAAAAGAUCCGCAGCAUCAUCAAGGACCGCUGGGAUAACUACCUCGCCUGCGCCAUGCACGUUGCUGGCCGAAUCCUCAACCCCGCCAACCAGGAGGAGGAUAUCUUUGGCAGCGACGCCGAAUGCACCCGGGUUUUCAAGGCGUUAAUCAACCAGCACGUGGAGUUCCUCAUCGGCAAUGACGGGAAGGGGAGGGAUGAGGGUCCAGAUUACUUGCUUGCCUUGGGUGACGGGCUGAGGGCUUUCUUGGACAUGAAAGGCAGUUUUGGGAUGCCGGAGGCGCUUGCACAAAGGGAGAAGGUGAAGGCGGGUAAGUACAGCAUGGUGAAGUGGUGGCAGUGGAACGGCACAGAUGCACCUCACCUGAUGCGCUUCGCCGUGAGGGUGCUAUCUCAGCCUGUAUCGGCAUUCCCUUGGAUUGGGGACGAGCCUCCUAUUCCCGAGGGGUACAACGGGUUGGAUGAGACGGAGGUGGAGGAGGAGGAAGGCGACGAUGACGUCCUGGAGGACGAGUACGCUUAG
Molecule: messenger RNA, 1422 nt
Organism: Closterium sp. NIES-65
Lineage: Eukaryota; Viridiplantae; Streptophyta; Zygnematophyceae; Desmidiales; Closteriaceae
Source: the annotation of a GenBank genome assembly